GAUAACCCUCCAUUUUAUUGAGAUUUGUAAAUACAUACAAUAUAUAUUAUUUUUCUUUACUGUCUGUAUACAGCCAAAAUAAAUCAAAGACAACUUGAUGAAAUACAAAUCUCAUUUGCAUGUAUUGCGACGAAAAUUGAGAUUUAAUACAGAUACAACAUUGAAUAAUGCUUAUAUUUGUAUAUUAUAACAUCUAAGUACAUUAUAAUUCUGGAACUUAAAAUUGUCACGAUUAAACUUAUUAUUGUGUGUGCUUAUUGUUUGUAUUUUGUGUUUUUAAAAAUCAUUUUUAGAAGGAAACAAUCACACCAAAUACACUUUGAAAGAUGCAAUCAAGGUGCUGUUAUAGGUCAAAACUGCAUAUCUUAAGAAAAAAAUCCGAUGAUAUCCGCGACAGAGUCAUGGCUCAAGUCCCUUUCAUGUGCAACCUACUAAUCAACAGAAUCACUUCAAUAGCCCUUAUUUGUCCGGCUUACUGUCGCAUGCCUAUUUAUCUUUUUUCAUCAAGGAGAGAAAGAUAUCAAUAUCAAGGAAUGUACCGAAGCAUAUAUCUAAUCAAAAUAGACGGAUUCCUAGGGAUGUUCGUUUUUGUAUCGUUUUCAUCCAAAUCCAUCUAUCUUGUCAUUAUCUUCAACGAGGAUUUCUUACACAAACGUUUAGUUAAGAACGUAAAUCCAUUGGACAUAAUAGUGUAGGUGGUAGCAAUCUUGACCCCUUUGAGCAGUUGAAUUUCACAAAUAAUGUGGAAGGUAUGUGUUGAACAAUUGCUUUGUUAGUAAACUAUUGAUGCUUGGAUGUUGGUGGUCAUGUCUGAAAGUUGGUUUUGAACGCCGGAAAUAUUUUGUCGGUCAUUCUUUUGGAUGCUGCAAAGGGGCGAUAUCGUGCCCAACAACAAGACCUGGUUCUAUUAAUGCAGUACAAUGGCUAAUCGCCUCGAUGUUCACAAACAGAGCUUGCAUGUGACCAUGGAAUACGACUGACUUCGCCUUACGGUUUGGUGCUAUGAAAAUAUAAGUAUUUUCAAGCUAUAAGCAAAUUCUACAUUACCACAAAAUCUUACAGUGACCAUAAACAGAAUUACCAGACGCCGAAACGAAAUCUUAUACAGCGUCAAAUGCAUCGUAAAAUAUAUUUCUAGUGAGUAUAUCUAAUUAGUAUUAAUCGCAAUUAAAUAUUUAUUGAACAUUGUAUUACGCUAAUAAUUGCAAUUAUUGCCAGGGAACGUUUACUCUUCCAUAGAGUGAUUGUAAUCAUUGCACCAGAAUGGCGCUUUGUCAACUAAAGAUUAUCAUAAGAUUAAUCAUAGGAGUAUUUGCAGUGAAAACGGACCCCAUAAUCCCAUCACCCAGAGAGAGUUAAUAAGAUUACCCGGAUAGACCGUGGCGCCGUGGACAAUAUCGGAAGCUUAGAGAAGUGAGAAAAGCCUCCCUAUCCAGCCACAUAUAUAAGCCAUGAAACUAUGAAAAUCAUACCUCAUUUUUGCAAUUGAUUCCAUCGAGACUAGAUCGCAUGAAUUGUCAGAAAAAUUGAAAUCUAUUUUUGGAAAAAAAUAUCCGAAAGUAACGGAUUUUUUAAAGCAUUAAAAGUGCAUUAGAUAACGAUUGAAGUGUAGUUAGAAGCAUUUAGACACCUUUAAAGUAUACAAAUCUCAUCCGUAGCGAAAGCUAGUAAGAGAGAGUUAGGAAUCUAAAUUGUCUAUUGAUAACGGCAUGAAAUUUGGAGAAAGUCUAAAUCCCAGUAAAUCUUCGGAUUUAGAUUCGGACAUUUUUGAUACCAGCAUUUGAAGUGGGACUUCAAACGAAAUUUUACGACGGUGUGUGCCAAAUGAUAUACUGACAUCAAUGACAUAGCAUGAAGAAAAUAUCCAUUAUGGCAUGGAAAAUUAACAUUUUUUCUGUAUUCUUAUACAGUGCAAUAUUGUUUACAAUCGUGAAAAUAACAAGUGCAAUAGAAAUCGGCCGUGAACUUAGUCCGGGUGUGUCGAAAUCGAUGCUUCUGCAGUCGCUACACGGGAUUCAUGCCACAAAAGAAAGGACGAUUGAAAAGGAAGAGUUGCGGAAGCACAUACGUCAACAGUAUCAAAUUCAGACUGACGUCAACAAGCCGUCGGUGGGUUUCAUGAUCGACGUCUUUGAGCAGCUAGUUCAAGGCGGUGAGAUGACCUCCGUGCUCGGACACACGGACGGACGAACACUUCAUCGGUUGCACCAGUCAGACACUAUUCGCAGCGUCACUGCUACCCAAAAUCAAGAUGGUAGCUUAGAGUUCAGUGUUCCAGCCCUGCCGAGUCAUGAGCACGUGAAAAUGGUCGAAGUACGUUUCUUUGGCAACGUCAUUACAAACAAGCAUCGACGCUUGACGUUGCGCCUGAAAAAGGAUGGGCACGUUGUGGGAAAGCAGAAAAUUACGAUGAAAGCCGGUAAGCGGAGCUUGUCGCUUGCUGAACACAUUGUGUCCAAAUUUGACGGAUUAAAAGGAAAUUUUACGUUUACAUUGAAGGAAAGAAUCGUCCCCGAUGUUGAUCGUUUUCAAACAACGUCACUACCUAUUAUUAUAAUUUAUUCUCAUGACAGAGGCUUUAUGAAGUCUGCUCUGAAGUCAUUGACAAAAUCUGAAAGUGCUCAGAGCACGCAAACUAUACUAAGUCGUCGAAAAAGGGCAAGUGGUGAUGAAAAUAAUUCGAAAUCUGGGCGAUUGAAGAAAAGGAAUCCAUGGCGAAUAGGGAAGAAAAACCCAGAACCGUGCGGCGUUAAAGACUUUAAAGUUGACUUCAAUUUAAUCGGCUGGGGCCCUUGGAUAAUUCACCCAAAAACAUUCAAUGCGCGCGCAUGCUUCGGCCAGUGUCCUGAACCAAUCAGCUCUAAAUAUUCGCCGACCAAUCACGCGAUGCUGCAGGCGCUCAUGCGAAUGAAGCGCCCCCUAUCGGCGCCCGAGAACUGUUGCGUUGCAACUAAACUCCGCCCCCUGAGCAUGCUGUAUUUCGAAUAUGACGACAUUGUGGUACGUCAUCACGAGGACAUGAUCGUGGAUGAGUGUGGUUGUAGAUAGUGAUGUACAAUACAAUAGUGUUUUCUUUUUAACCCGUUUAUGCCCGGUGGACUCUACCAUCCUUCUAAAUUGGAUCAAUUUAUUUCAAACAUAAGGGAUGUCUAGUAUAUUUAUUUCUAUAUUUAGAAUAUUACUUGCAGAAAUUCCUUCAAGCAAACAGCGCAGACCCUGAUGAGACGCCGCAUCAUGCCAAGGCUUUUUUUCUAGACGCUAGGCAUAAAUGGGUUAAGCAAACUAGUCAAUUUUACAUUAAAACUAAUAUGUUGUUUUCUCGUUACAGUGCUAGGUGUUAUUUUGU
Molecule: messenger RNA, 3346 nt
Organism: Dreissena polymorpha
Lineage: Eukaryota; Metazoa; Mollusca; Bivalvia; Myida; Dreissenidae
Product: nodal homolog 4-A-like
Exons: 2
Coding region: 1852-3048 (398 amino acids)
Biological process (GO): SMAD protein signal transduction; BMP signaling pathway
Cellular component (GO): extracellular region
Molecular function (GO): type I activin receptor binding; cytokine activity; growth factor activity
Source: RefSeq, a predicted model, not a curated record